Messenger RNA from Eurypyga helias (sunbittern), 491 nucleotides. Its product is annotated as peroxisomal acyl-coenzyme A oxidase 3-like. NCBI's taxonomy places the organism in Eukaryota, Metazoa, Chordata, Aves, Eurypygiformes, Eurypygidae. The transcript is spliced from 3 exons. Gene Ontology annotation, molecular function: FAD binding; pristanoyl-CoA oxidase activity; fatty acid binding. Gene Ontology annotation, cellular component: peroxisome. Gene Ontology annotation, biological process: fatty acid beta-oxidation using acyl-CoA oxidase; lipid homeostasis. The annotation marks the transcript as partial. The record is from RefSeq and is a predicted model, not a curated record.
GUGCAGUUUAGCUAACAAUGGCAUCCACACUGAAGGUGAAAGAAGCCACUGGCAACCACAGUUCAUGGGAUACUUUGCUACCAGAUUUCCCUAAAGGACCUCUUUGCAAGUAUCGUAAGAAAGCUUCCUUUAACUGGAAGGAGAUGGCAGUGUUACUAGAUGGUGAAGAUAUCAUCCGGCUUAAGAACAGAAUUUUCUCUGCUCUGGAAAGUGAUCCUCUCUUUGCACAUCAUCCUGGAGAAGAUUUGUGCCGUGAGAAAUAUCAGGAGCUGACAUUCCUGCGCUGUAAAAGGAUCUUUGAGUAUGAUUUUCUUACUCAGCAAGAGAUCAUAGAGAACCCAUUAAAGAUAUUUAAUAUGGUGAUCUGUAUAGGAAUGUACGAUUGGUCUCCAUGUCUCCAGUAUUUCUUACAUUGCGGUGUAUUUGGAGGUACAAUUUUGAGUGCUUCUAAGAGGUUUGCAGACCUUUUUAAACAAGUUUAUAGCAUGGAG